CCCUGCCCAGGCGUCCAAUGGCGGCGUCGCUUCUUCCUUGGACACAAUAUGGCGGCUCCCAGUCCUCCAGUGGGAAGGCUAGUCGGCUGAAUUAAGCGGCUGGUUUGGGUCGGUUGGAGUACCCCGGGGGCCGGGGAUGUGCUGCGGGGAUGUCGAACGACGCAGGCAGAAAGCAGUUCUGGAAGAGGAACGUGUCCAAAGUGCCGGGGAGUAUUCAACAUGUGUACGGCGCACAGCAUCCUCCCUUUGAUCCGCAGCUUCAUGGAACAUUGAACAAAACUAUUUCAAAGCUUCCGCCAACUCCUGUGAAAUUAAAGAAAGUCACCACUUUCCAGGAGUUUGAGAGCAAUACUAGUGACGCGUGGGAUGUGGGCGAAGAUGACGAUGAACUGUUGGCAAUGGCGACUGAAAGUUUAAAUACCGACGUUGUUAUGCAAACUGCAAACAGAGUAAUCCAGAACCACACAAAGCUUCAGGAACAGAACAAAUUCCAAGAGACACAACUGGAAAUCAGACCUGCCGCUCUCGAGGAACCCCCAUUGACAGCUGGUGAUGACAAUAAGAUUGUAAAAUCAGCUAGCGAAAGUCAGAUUCCCUCAUCCACUGGUGAGAGGCAUUCUCUGCAGAGACAGCAGUCCGUCCCACAGCAGACCUAUAUUCCCGGGCCGGCAGAUCAAGUCAUCUCAAGCAGCGCCGGGUUAACGGAAAGAGAAGCAUUUAGGCUCGAAAAAUUUAAACAGCUUCUCUCUGGCCCAAACACUGACCUUGAAGAGUUACGAAGGUUGAGUUGGUCUGGCAUUCCGAAACCUGUUCGAUCCAUCACAUGGAAGCUCCUCUCAGGUUACCUCCCAGCAAAUGUGGACAGAAGGGCCGGCACACUGAAGAGAAAACAAAAAGAAUAUUUUGCUUUUAUAGAACAAUAUUACAAUUCCAGAAAUGAAGAGUCCAAUCAGAGCACCUACAGACAGAUUCAUAUAGAUAUCCCUCGAAUGAGCCUAGAAACAUUAAUUCUUCAGCCAGUAGUGACAGAGAUAUUUGAAAGGAUUUUAUUUAUAUGGGCCAUUCGCCAUCCAGCCAGUGGAUAUGUCCAAGGCAUGAAUGAUCUUCUCACGCCAUUUUUUGUGGUGUUCAUUGGUGACUAUAUGGCUGAAGAAGAAGACGUGGAAAAUUUUGAUGUUUCCAGUCUGCCCGAGGAGGUGCUGCGGAACAUCGAAGCUGACAGCUACUGGUGCAUGAGCAAACUGCUCGAUGGCAUUCAGGAUAACUACACCUUUGCACAGCCAGGAAUACAAAAGAAAGUGAAAAUGCUAGAGGAGCUGGUUAGUCGUAUUGAUGAACAUGUUCACAGACACUUGCAUCAGUAUGAUGUUGAAUAUCUGCAGUUUGCUUUCCGAUGGAUGAAUAAUCUUCUGAUGAGAGAAGUUCCCCUGCAGUGCACCAUCAGGCUUUGGGACACGUACCAGUCUGAGCCCGAAGGAUUCUCCCACUUCCAUUUAUACGUCUGUGCUGCCUUCCUGGUGAGAUGGAGAAAAGAGAUUUUGGAAGAAAAAGAUUUCCAUGGGUUAUUGAUCCUGUUGCAGAAUCUACCAACUGCUCAGUGGGGUAACGAAGACAUCAGCAUCUUACUAGCAGAAGCCUACAGAUUGAAGUUUGCAUUUGCAGAUGCCCCCAAUCAUUACAAAAAAUGAAGCUGAAUCGAUUUUUAGAUACCCCUCAUUAUCUCUGAUAUGUAUCUGUUUGAAUUAUUGUUUUUUCCAUUUUUAUUUUCCUUUUACCAAUUGUAACACAUUUAUUUAAAUUUCCAAUACCUAGUUGCCUGAUUUUAGGUUUUGCCAUGGUGCCAGGUAUCUAUACACAUGGAUAUAACAUAUACCAAAAAAAAAAGCAUAUUUUUACCUUGUAAUUAUCGGAUUAUAUAAGGAACAGAUGACAUAAUCUUCUGGUGAAUAAAGCAGUUUUUGUACAUUUGAUUAUGAGAAAGGAUUCAUGUGCAGAUAUUCCAAUUCUGUGUGAGCUACGCAUCUUAGUCUUUGUAUUUCUGAAAAUUAUUAAGAAUUAAAACACAUCUAACAUUUGGCUUUCAAAACUGCUGGGACAUUUUCCAUACCCUGUGUUUUUGCCUUUGAGAAAACAUGUAAUUUUAACAAUAAUUGCACAACCUCUUUAAAUCUGACCAUAUCAGUGAUAACCGAUAAAUUCAAUGUAUUUUUUUUUUAUUUUUUUUUAUUUUGGGUUUUAGAUCUGCUUUUCAUGUUUGGCAAUGUGACAGUAAGUGAAUACUAUGAAAGAGACUGUUUUAAAUCAGUUUAAAACAAUUUUCCAACAUAUUCCCAGCAGGAUCUCUUUAGAAUUUCUCUUCAGAAUGUGACCAUAUUUCUGUGGAUUUAUCUGUGGUUAAUAUUUGAAGAUGUUAGUUUAUUCAAGUGGAGGUAAAACAUAUUUAUUUUUGUACCUUCGGUGACAGUUACUGAUUAAAACAGGGUAUAGAGGAUGUAAUACCAGGAUGUUGCCUGGGUGUGCUUCAUGUAACCAAAUGCACAAAGAGGCAAAAAAUAGAAUGGAUAUUUGUCAAAAUGUUCUGUUCUAAAAAGUGGUGCAAAAAUGUAAAAGGGGAGGAGUCAUCACGGGAAUAUGACUUGGUUUCCAUGGUGAUUGCACCCUUUUUUAGUAUGUCAGACGAUUUUUUAAAAUCAAAAUACGUAAUCUCCCACAUUGUGUUUAAAAACUAUCUGAUGCUCCUGUGUGUACAGGGUACUCAACCCCAUAUUUUAUGAAAAAUGUUUCUAAUAAAAACAAACAAUAGAACAUAUUAUGAACAUCUUAAUACAUUUAUAAUUGCUAUAAGAGAGAUGUGAUGAUAGGGCCACCUGAAAUGUUAUGUGUGUGUAUGUGUAUAUGAUAUAUUAUAUAGCUCUAUCAAUCAUAUACUAUUUUACUAUUAAUUGCACAUGACAUUGUGGAGGGUGUGCUGUGCAAGGACUGCCCACCUUUUAUAUUCUCUGAAAUUAAAGCGUUUCGCAGCUAAAUUAUUCUGACUAACAGAACGUGAAAUUCACAAAACUGUUAUUGUCUUUAUAUGUUUACAGCCAGGCAAGGCACAUAUACCACGUUACAGAUAAUAUAUCAGUGAUUUGCACAACAUAACAACAUACAGUAUAAAUUGGGUAUAUACAAUAUAAAUUGGGGAUACUUAUCCAGAAAGACCAACCAAGCCACCACAUACAUCUCAAUGAUUCUCACGUUUCGCCCAUAUGGGGAUCUGUGUGUGCAAACAGGUAUAAUUGCAAAUGUGUAAUGGAAAUUAAGCUGGAUUUUAACGGGAAACUGUACUAAGCCAAUCCAUUACUUUAGAUCUUUAUUAAAAUGUUAUGGGCGCUAUUUAUUAAGUAUGGCCCUAUGUAUGUAAAAAAAAAA
This is a messenger RNA of Pelobates fuscus (common spadefoot toad), 3414 nucleotides long. It is a transcript of the gene TBC1D22A, whose product is annotated as TBC1 domain family member 22A. The record is from RefSeq and is a predicted model, not a curated record. Gene Ontology annotation, biological process: activation of GTPase activity. Gene Ontology annotation, molecular function: GTPase activator activity. NCBI's taxonomy places the organism in Eukaryota, Metazoa, Chordata, Amphibia, Anura, Pelobatidae. The coding region runs from base 150 to 1688 and encodes 512 amino acids. The transcript is spliced from 13 exons.